Molecule: messenger RNA, 408 nt
Organism: Cladophialophora yegresii CBS 114405
Lineage: Eukaryota; Fungi; Ascomycota; Eurotiomycetes; Chaetothyriales; Herpotrichiellaceae
Exons: 2
Coding region: 1-408 (135 amino acids)
Source: RefSeq, a predicted model, not a curated record
AUGUCGGUCACGAAGUCCUCACCGACUGAGGCUUUUCCCGGUGCCGUUAUUGCCAGCGCUGUUUCGAAAGCUUCCUCACAGCUAACACAAUUGACGCAAAAGCUCGGUAGAAGAGUAAAUGGCAAGAACUGGCAUGAACCGAAGAAAGCCUUCCGUCCCACUGCAGGCCAGACCAGCUAUGCCAAACGCAAAGAGCAAGAGAAGGUCGCACAGGUCGCGAAGGCCCGCGAACAGGAGAUGAAAGAAGAGAAAGAGGCAGAGCGGAGCCGACGUAUUCAGGCCAUCCGAGAUCGCAGAAAAGCCAAAGAAGAGAAGGAACGCUACGAAAAGAUGGCUGAGAAAAUGCACAAGAAGCUGGUGGAGAGAAGGAAGCGGAGAGAGAAGAGGAAUAAAUUGUUGAAGAGUUGA